AUGGCUUCACUCACACUGUCACUGCUGCAUCUGCUGCUUAUGGUCUCAGUUGCAUCUGCAUGGUCCAUGUACCCUUACUACAGGUACUAUGGAGGCUCAGUGACCUUCACCCCAAAAAGACAAAAUUCAGAUGGGACUUAUGAGGUGGAAUUUCGCAACAAACAAACCUCAUACUACUGCUACCAGAAUGGCUACACUUGUUACUACGGUAACUGCGGAUCCCAGACCCAGACGACUAAUGCACUUAUUGCCAGGAACUCCUACGGUCUCACCUGGUGCCAAUACGAGGUGGUGACAAACAGAAAACUCAGCAGCAACCAACCUUUUGCAAUUAGAUACCCCACAAGCUACAAUUCUCGCUAUGGUCAGGGAUACUGGUAUUCAAACGUCAGAAGUUCACAGGCCGCUUGGAGAAUGAUGGCACAUGUAGACCUGGGAACCCGAUCUGAUACUGGUGAAUCUAACAGAUCUCCCAUCACCACCAUGCUGCCUGUUCUCAGAGUACCCAGGAACUGCCCACGGUCAUUCAAUAUGACUGUAUUUGACCCUGAUGGUGACCGUGUCAGAUGCAGGGUACCAACAAGAUCAAGUACAUAUGAGUGUGGGCUGUGCGGUCUGGUCAGUGGUUUCUCUUUAGAUCAGAACUCCUGCUCCCUUCAGUAUACCCGCAGUACUAGAGUUGGAUUCCAUCCAAUUGAGCUUGUGGUGGAGGACUUUCCCAACAAAUACAUAACUCUGUCCUACUCUAAUGGUUACUACACAUCAAAGCACCCCCUUUCAUCGGGAAGGCGUAAACGUCAACUCCCAAUCACCACAGCUGAACCAACCACUACCACAGCUGCACCAACAACCACCACAAAUGCACCAACCACUACCACAGAUGCACCAACAACCACCACCGAUGCACCAACCACCACAGAUGCACCAACCACUACCACAGAUGCACCAACCACCACAGAUGCACCAACCACUACCACCGAUGCACCAACCACCACAGAUGCACCAACAACCACCACAGAUGCACCUACAACCACCACAGAUGCACCAACAACCACCACAGAUGCACCAACCACUACCACCGAUGCACCAACAACCACCACCGAUGCACCAACAACCACCACUGAUGCACCAACAACCACCACUGAUGCACCUACAACCACCACAGAUGCACCUACAACCACCACAGAUGCACCAACAACCACCACAGAUGCACCAACAACCACCACAGAUGCACCAACCACUACCACCGAUGCACCUACAACCACCACAGCUGCACCAACAACCACCACUGAUGCACCAACAACCACCACAGGUGUACCAACCACAACCUCAAGGCCUUACCAAUCAUCGAUUGAUCCUCUAAGCAAGCUUCCCCUGCAGUUUUCUGUUCACGUGGACUCUUACCAAGCCCGAUCAUGCCUUGAUGGAGAUUACUUUCCCAUUUUCCUGUCACCAACUCCGUCUAAUGGAGUAAAUCUUCCUGCCUUUGUCAACCAAACCCUCGAAAUCAAAGUGGUAUCCACUGCACAGUACAGCACGAUUUAUGACCUGAUUAUCGCUGGACCAGAGGGCAUUUCAAAGCAGAAAAUCUCCACAGAAGAAUUCGUCAUAAAAUGGACUCCAACUGAUAAUGAAUUAAAUGAUCACUUCCCUAUUUGCUUUGUUUCUGAAGCAAGAGACAAAGUCUACAGACAUCAAAUCUAUCAAUCAGAGCUGCGCUGUGUGAUUGUUGACGUUGGACACCAUGAGACCACUGUGACAUGCAAUGAAACAACAAUAACGGUGGAAGUGGAGAAGUCCUACCUCAUCAGACGCAAUGAGGACAACUUGCACCUGAAUGACUUCACAGAUCCUUCCUGCAACCUGACAACAAGUUCCAACAGUACCCACCUGGUCGCUGUCAUGUCGCUGAACACCUGUGGAACCCUCAUAGAGGAGGAUGAAGACAACAUCAUCUUCAAGAAUGAGAUCACAUCUGCCGACCCAAAUCAGAUCAUCUCCAGGCAACACGACGUCGAGAUCGCCUUUUCCUGUGUCUAUCCAAAGAGAACCAACGUGACUCUGGGAUUCAGCCACAAAAACCCGUACGCCUUCACAGAGAAAGGCUUCGGUGCUUUCACCUUCCAGUUUGAAUUCUUCGACAGCCAGCUCUUCAGGACACAAAAGGAUGCCAGCACUUACCCGGUGGAGGUGUACCUCAAACAGAUGAUCUUCAUGCAGAUUGAGGCGACAACCUCCAUCCCCAACACAGAGCUGUUUGUGGAGUCCUGCAAGGCGACUCCCUAUGACAACCCAAACUCCCGCAUCAGAUACACCAUCAUCGAAAAUGGGUGUGUGAAGGACAACACAGUGCAGAUAUAUCCCAGCUCCAAGUCUCAGUUCAGAUUCGGGAUGCAGGCUUUUGAAUUCAUCGGUGCUCAUGAGGAGGUGUACAUCACUUGCUCAGUCAUCCUGUGUGAAAGUGGGAUUUCUGGAACCAGGUGCUCUCAGGGAUGCAUCAGAUCCGACUCAGGGAGCCAUCGCAGCAAAAGAGAAGCUGUGGCUCAAACUUCCAGUCACUCCAUUUCCCAGGGACCUUUGCGCCUGGUGAGAACUUCUGACAGCCAAGUUUCUGGCUCGAGCAUGAAUCUGGGCUUGAACAUCAUCUUCAUCGUUGGCUGCCUCCUGGUCUGUGUAGUGGUGGUCUACAGAUCGAGGAGGUCCAAAGCUAAAUACCAACCCCUGCCAACUUCUGAGAUGGACUAAAGACCCAAAAACCUUUUUAAUCCACUCAGAUGAUGAGAAAGAUUGUCAGCUACAGUUUAAUCUGUCUGUUUUUUGUAUAGUUUUUUAGGGUAUCGGUGGUUUGAAUCACUGUCACACAAUCCAGAGUUUGAAAAGUUAGACAUUACUUUGAUGGAUUGAGACGGAUGAAGUAUUUAGUGUGUGAUGAAACAUUUUGGGUGCAGUUUUAUUCAGUUUACUGGUUUUGGGCAUCUACAGGUCUACAGCCUUCUUUUUAAAUCAUAAUUGAUUAUUACUCAUAGACAUUUUAGGGAAAUAUUUUAGUCACUUUAUAUGAAUUUGAGUGUCACUAUUGUUUUAUGCUAAUGAAGUAUGAUUUAAAAAGAGAUUCAGUGUCACUGUAAUGUUGAAUCACAUUUUUACCAAUAAUACCUGGCUGGAUUAACUUUCUAAGGGGUUUCAAGGCAAAGGUUUGUUCUUGAGCCUCUUUGACCCCCACUAUACAUGGUAGUACCCCAGAGUUGAUGUGAUUGGUUGGUUAGUUAAUUGACAGAAAGUUCAUUGACAACAAUAUUGAUAACUUAUUAAUUGUUUCAGUCAUUUUUUAAGCAAAAAUGCCAGAAAAUUCUCUGGUAGCAGCUUC
Messenger RNA from Thunnus maccoyii (southern bluefin tuna), 3367 nucleotides. RefSeq names its product cell wall protein DAN4-like. The transcript has 13 exons. Bases 1 to 2745 code for a protein of 914 amino acids. Lineage: Eukaryota; Metazoa; Chordata; Actinopteri; Scombriformes; Scombridae. The record is from RefSeq and is a predicted model, not a curated record.